Molecule: messenger RNA, 422 nt
Organism: Aspergillus ochraceoroseus IBT 24754
Lineage: Eukaryota; Fungi; Ascomycota; Eurotiomycetes; Eurotiales; Aspergillaceae
Exons: 1
Coding region: 122-334 (70 amino acids)
Source: RefSeq, a predicted model, not a curated record
GAAAUGGAUAGAAUCGAAUUGUGUUCAUGUGAGAAAGGAAAUGGAAAUGAAUAGUUAGGGUUGGGACUUUUGUUGGUUGAAGUUUAUCUAAUAUUCUCUUUUUUCUUUCUUUGGAUGCUCGAUGAAUUGGGUGAGGAUCUUGUGUUUACCUUGCCUUCUUCACCUGUUUCCCCUUUUAUUUAAUAGAGUUUCCUGCAUUUGUUUAUUUACUUGCUUGCUUGUUUAUUCAUCAGGGUCUAUUUACUGUUCACGAGUUGAGAUAUCGAUUCUUUCUGGGUUAGCCUAUCUGAAGCGUUUUCAAUUUCCCUUGUUCGCAUUUGUCUCUCAUAUUUAGGGUGUAUUCGGUACUACCACCUGUUUAGUUAUAUAUCUAGGUAGUUAGUUAACUAGUUAUGGCAUCAGUGCUUAAUAAUUACAAUAGA